This is a messenger RNA of Misgurnus anguillicaudatus (oriental weatherfish), 6041 nucleotides long. NCBI's taxonomy places the organism in Eukaryota, Metazoa, Chordata, Actinopteri, Cypriniformes, Cobitidae. The record is from RefSeq and is a predicted model, not a curated record.
AUUAGCUUACUACUAAUAAGCAAUUAUUUGAUAACCAGUUUCUCUUAAAUUAAUUGCCAUUACUUCAUUAGAGAAAAUGAAGUCGAAAUAGAACAACAACUUACGCGUUAAAACAUACUGUAAGCAGGGCGUGGUUUCAAGCAGUGGGCGUGGUUAUGUCAACUCCGUUUUAAUUUUUUUCCACACCUCGGCUCAGCAAAAUGGCUGUGCUGUAGUCAAAAUAUGAAGUUGCCACCCGGCAAGAGGAUUAUGAAAAGCAAAUCAACGUUAUUCUAUUGGAUUACGGUGGACCUUGUUUUUCUCUAGGACAGACAUUGGAGCUCCUAAUACAGCCAUGGAUGUGACCACCUCAUUGAAGAUGAGCUCCAUGACCACCCAGAGUCUCUUCAGCUAUGUGGAGGAGGAAAAUUUAUCGGCCCUCAAAGCUCAUCUGGACAAAUACAGAGAUGUGGACACCAGAAGUGAUAGUGGCCAGACUCCUCUGAUGGUGGCAUCAGAGCUGGGAAGUCUGGAGAUCGUGCAGGAGCUCAUCAGGAGGGGCGCAAACGUAAACUUGGAUGAUAUUGAUUGCUGGACAGCAUUGAUUUCAGCUGCUAAGGAGGGACAUGUUGAGGUGGUGAAGGAACUGUUGGAGAACAAUGCCAAUGUGGAGCACAGAGACAUGGGUGGAUGGAGCGCGCUCAUGUGGGCGGCUUAUAAGGGCCGUUUGGAGGUGACACGUCUGCUGCUGGAGAAAGGAGCGAACCCUAACAUCACCGGACAGUACAGCGUUUAUCCCAUCAUCUGGGCGGCUGGAAGAGGUCAUGCGGAGAUAGUUCAACUUCUGCUUCUGCAUGGAGCCAAAGUCAACUGUUCUGACAAGUAUGGCACCACACCUCUGAUCUGGGCAGCCAGGAAGGGCCAUUUUGACUGUGUGAUGCAUCUGCUGGAGAAUGGGGCCAAUGUGGAUCAGGAGGGAGCGAACUCAAUGACUGCGCUGAUAGUGGCCGUCCGAGGCGGCUUCACAGAAGUGGUGAAGGAGAUUCUAAAGAGGAAUCCCAACAUGAACAUGACUGAAAAAGAUGGCAACACAGCACUGAUGAUUGCUGCCAUAGAGGGCUACACCGAGAUCGUACAGGACCUGCUGGACGCAGGCACAUAUGUCAACAUCCCUGAUCGGAGCGGUGAUACGGUGCUGAUCGGUGCUGUCAGAGGAGGCCACGUGGAGAUCGUCCGAGCUUUGCUUAAUAAAUACGCCGAUAUUGAUGUCAGAGGCCAGGACGGUAAGACCGCCCUGUACUGGGCUGUGGAGAAAGGCAAUGCAACGAUGGUACGAGACAUUUUGCAGUGCAACCCGGACACUGAGGCCUACACUAAGGAUGCAGAGACUCCUCUUAUAAAAGCCACCAAGAUGAGAAACAUGGAAAUUGUGGAGCUUCUUUUAGACAAAGGGGCCAAGGUGUCUGCAGUGGAUAAGAAAGGAGACACAGCUUUGCACAUUGCCAUCCGUGGGAGAAGCCGUAAGCUUGCUGAACUGCUUUUGAGGAACCCUAAAGAUGGCCGCCUGCUCUACCGGCCCAACAAAGAGGGCGAGACCCCUUACAACAUUGACUGCACCCAUCAGAAGAGCAUCCUCACCCAGAUUUUUGGAGCCAAGCACCUGUCUCCCUCUGAGUGUGAUGGUGACAUGUUGGGUUACGACCUGUACAGCAGCGCAUUGGCUGACAUCUUGAGCGAGCCAACCAUGCAGCCGCCCAUUUGCGUGGGUCUGUAUGCCCAGUGGGGCAGCGGAAAGUCCUUCCUGCUCAAGAAACUGGAAGAUGAGAUGAAGACGUUUGCUGGGCAGCAGGUGGAGCCGUUGUUUCAGUUUUCGUGGUUGGUGGUGGUCUUGACUCUGCUGCUGUGUGGAUCUGUGGCUCUUGUCUUGGGUUUUGCCGUUGAUGCGAAGCUGGCCAUCGCUGUGGCCCUUAGCCUGCUCGCACUGCUGUAUAUCUUCUUUGUGUUGGUGUACUUUGGUGGGAGAAAAACAGGAGAGAGUUGGAGCUGGGCCUGGGGGCUUAGCACCAGACUGGCCCGUCACAUCGGCUACCUGGAGCUGCUGUUGAAACUCAUGUUUGUAAAUCCCCCCGAGCUUCCGGAACAAACCACCAAGGCUCUGCCUAUCAGGUUUCUGUUCACGGACUAUAACCGUCUGUCGAGUGUGGGAGGGGAGACGUCUAUGGCUGAAAUGAUAGCCACGCUGUCCGACGCUUGCGAGAGAGAGUUUGGCUUCCUGGCCAGCAGACUUUUCAGGGUCUUCAAGAACAAUGAAACUCAGGGAAAGAAGUGGAAGAAAACGUGCUGCGUCCCUUCCUUCGUGCUGUUUGUGUUGACGUCGGGCUGUCUGAUCACAGGCAUGACCCUACUGGCCAUCUUCAAGGUGGAUGUGGAGAACCUCACGGUAAACGCCGUUCUCAUCGCCAUGGCCUGUGUGGUGGGUCUGGCUUUGCUUCUGAACUGUCGGACCUGGUGGCAGGUGACCGACUCUGUGCUUCACUCUCAAAGGAGAAGACUGCACAAUGCUGCCAACAGCAUGCACAAACUAAAGAGUGAGGGAUUUAUGAAGGUUCUGAAGUGUGAAGUGGAGCUCAUGGCUAAAUUGGGUAAAACUAUUGAUGGCUUUACUCAGAAUCAGACUCGACUUGUUGUCAUCAUCGACGGCUUGGAUUCCUGCGAACAGGACAAAGUGCUACAGAUGCUUGAUACGGUUCGAGUGCUCUUUUCUAAAGGUCCCUUCAUCUCCAUCUUCGCCAGCGACCCUCAUAUCAUCAUCAAAGCCAUAAAUCAGAACCUCAACAGCGUGCUGCGUGACUCCAACAUCAACGGCCAUGAUUACAUGCGAAACAUCAUCCACUUGCCCGUCUUCCUCAACAGCCGUGGCCUCAGCACCGCCAAGAGGCUCUGCAUUGCCACACCAGCCAAUGUGGACCAACUCAAUGCUGAAGCGUGGCAAGAGGACAUGGACAGGAAGUUGCCUCAGAACAGUCUCGGGGAGCAGGGCAGACAGGGCAGUAAAACAGCAUUGAACCGCAGGGACACAUACCGCAGAAGACAGAUGCAGCGCAGUGUCACGCGGCAGAUGUCCUUUGACCUGACCAAGCUGCUGGUCACUGAGGACUGGUUUAGUGACAUCAGCCCCCAGACUAUGAGAAGACUGCUCAACAUCGUAUCGGUCACAGGUCGACUUCUCAGAGCAAAUCAGAUCAUUUUUAACUGGGACCGGUUGGCAUCCUGGAUCAACCUGACGGAGGAGUGGCCGUAUCGCACCUCCUGGAUCAUUCUGUUUUUGGAGGAGGCCGAUGGGGUCUCAGACCAGGUUACUCUAAAGACCAUCUAUGAGAGGAUCUCUAAAAACAUCCCCACCACUAAAGAUGUGGAGCCGCUGCUGGAAAUCGAUGGUGAUAUUCGCAGUUUCGAGGUGUUUCUUUCCUCGCACGCGCCUGUUCUUACUGCUCGUGAUGUGGAGAUGUUUCUGCCUUGCACCGUCAACCUGGACCCCAAACUAAGGGAGAUCAUUGCAGAUGUACGAGAUGCAAGAGAGCAGAUGCACCUUGGAGGAGUCAGUUUUCCCACAAUGCCCCUGCAAGAUGCUACGGCGCGGCCUCACUCCGUGUUUGGGCAGCAGUCUUUGGCGUGUUCUCCUACAGGCUCAUUUCCUGGGUCUUUCCCCACCGGUGGUGUGAUGUCACCCUCCCAGCCCCACAGCAGUUACUUCAGCGGUCUUACCGGCCCACAACAUCCCUUCUACAACAGGCCCUAUUUUCCUCAUCAUGUUUAUCACCUGCCCCGACAUUACCCCGGCAACCCCCAUCACGCCCCCUCACGUCCACCUACUAAACUCCAUAAGGACCCCAGCAUGACACUAGAUGUAAUCAGAGAAGACUCCAGUGAGGGUCUUCCCUCUCCUACAUCCCCUUCUAUGAUAAAAUCACAACCCUACAGAAUGAAACAGGGCUCUGGUUGUGGGGUUUCUGGUGAGCCCCAAGUUCUUCUUAGUUCCCUAAGCAUUGACGCAGUGUGCGAGAAGCUUGGGCAGCUCCAGGGCCUGGACCCCUGUAUGCUGGAAGAGUACAUCAACACAGUCAAAAAGGCCAACGUGAACGGUCGGGUUUUGUCUCAGUGCAACCUUGAUGAGCUCAAAAAGGAGAUGAACAUGAACUUCGGAGACUGGCAUCUUUUCAGGACCAUGGUUCUAGAGCAACGGCAACUGGAGAGCCAGCUGUUGCAUGAUGAAUCGGGGGCGUGCGGUGACCAGAGCGGCAUCGUUUUGACUCAACUCGAACCUCGCGGACCCUCUGAAGCACCACGAGAUGUUGCGAUAAACCCAGACAACUUCUCAUACAGCCUCAACCUGAGCUUUGAAGAGCUCAGCAGCGUGGGACUCGAGGAGCCUUCCAGGCAACACGGUGCCCAGUGGCUGGCCAACAGUCACAGGGCACCCAGUAUAUCCAGUCUGAACUCUCAGGAAUCUUCCAAUGACAUCUGUAGGCUGACUGAUAAGCAGCAGGCCGAGUAUCGCAAUGCCUACCAGGAGUACAUCUCCCACAUGGCCCAUAUGGAAGCGUCCGCUGCUGGCCGGAAAAGUCCCGCCCAAGCUCCGGCCAGCCAGUUCCACCCAGCCAGCUCAGAAGAUAACACGAAGGAAAGGGAGCAAGAGGGGCGUAGACCCUUUACAAAUAAGAGCUCCAAACCUGGAGAAAACAUGGCGGACUUCUCUUCCGCCCCAGACGGUCUGCUAGAUCCCAUUACAGAGGAGGAUGAGAAAUCAGAGCAUGGAUCUGCCUCUAAAGUCCCAUCCAGACGCAAGAGCAAAGGUCAGGGGCCGUAUUACCACAGCGUACCCAAUAAUGAAGAGGAGUCAGAGGAUGAAGAAACAGACGCCACUCCACUUCUAAAGGAUGAUGCCUGGGCUGCAAGACAAGAUCACGGGAAAAACUUAAUCUCAGAGAUGAUCAUGCAGGACAAGAAAUCAUCUGACUCUGGAGUGAGGUCCAGCAGGAGCUCAUCCGAUCGCUCGCUACCGGAUGAAGAGAACGAAGCAGCCCAGGAGAAUUCAAGUGAGAAGAAAGAAGAGACCAGCCUGAUCGAGCUGACUCUUGAGAGUCCGGUAAAGAAGCGACUCCUUCCUCAUAGGCUGAGUAACCUGCAAGAUGAAGCCGUGGCCCGGAUGUCCAUCUGCUCCGAUGCUCCAUCAGAUAGCAGUCUACAAGCCAGCAGCCCUGAGGAAAGCUGGCCUGCUUCAGCUGUGAACAACCUCAACUGCUCACCAGAUAAUGCUGCUCACAACAACAACGUCAAUAACAGCGCCCAGCGGCCUGUGACGCAUCCCAUCGAUUGCCCUUCGCUCAUUAUAUCUCCAGGCUCCAGCACCAAUACCACCACGCUGACCAACCAGAACCUGCGCGGAGGCCACCGGAAGAGAACCACAUCCACUGCCACUGAAGCCGCUGAUGAACGAGAAAGUGUCCUUUAAGGACCUACUGGCGUUCCUCCAGUAAAUUUAUUCGUACUGGUAUCUGACCACUAUAGAAGCAACAGACGCUACAUGAAACUUUUGUAAUUUAGUGGUGUUGAGUAUCUUUGUGCACUGUUAGUUCUCAAAACGUAAGGUUUUUUAAUGUGUUGUGUGAUUAGAUUCUUUUAUUAUUAACACAGAUCAUCUUAAAAUGUUACUGGGUGUUACUGUAUUAGGUUAGCUGUUAUUGUAGUAAGUAUUAAAGUAUUAAAAAAAGCAAUACACAUUGAGGUUGUGAUGCGUUUAGUGCAAAAGCUGUUAUUUAUGCACCGUUGCUUAUAUUAAAGAUGUAGGAUUUGUCCAUAAUAUUAAAAUCAUCAAGUAGAGUGGGGAUUUAACAACACAUGGAUAAUGUUGGUGAUUUUGUGAUACUGUAUUGUAAAAACUGCUAUUUAUAUGUAAUUGAAUGCCUGGUUCAUUCAGGUCAUCUGUUUAGUUUGCUCGACUUUGUAGUGUUUUAUAAUUGACUUGUUUUAUUAAAAAAUAAAUAUAAUUUUGUGUGUGCGCA